Cucurbita maxima (winter squash) is the source of this 883-nucleotide messenger RNA. RefSeq names its product INO80 complex subunit C. The transcript has 4 exons. Gene Ontology annotation, cellular component: Ino80 complex. The coding region runs from base 177 to 551 and encodes 124 amino acids. Lineage: Eukaryota; Viridiplantae; Streptophyta; Magnoliopsida; Cucurbitales; Cucurbitaceae. The record is from RefSeq and is a predicted model, not a curated record. Gene Ontology annotation, biological process: chromatin remodeling.
CUCAGUCGUCUUGAUUGAUUAUAACAGGUAGGAGAUUUUUCAACCGGCCGCUAAUGGAGUCGAGCAAUGCGUAGGGUUUUAUGCUUCUAUAGAGCUUUGUUUCUUUGAAAUUUCUUCAUAACCUUUGAAUGUCGUGAAAGAUUUCAGAAACCAGAAGGCGUUAAUAGAAGUUGACGAUGGAGCCGGAGGUGAUAGAAGCAGAGUUAGUGUUGCCGACUCACCUGAAUUUCAAGCGAAUUCAAAUGUACGAGAAGUAUCCGAAAGGUCAAUCCAGAGGCAGGCACUGGAAGCAUCUGAAGCAAAUUCUUCAAGCCGAGAAUUAUCACAACUACUCAUCUGAUGAACCCAACUAUGUUAAUAUCGAGUCACCUCCCUCAAUGCAUCCAUGCAAGAAAAUUUGUGAUAUAACAGGAUAUGAGGCACCAUACUAUGAUCCCAGGACUACUCUUCGAUAUGCAAAUGCUGAUAUCUUCAAGGUCAUAAGAUCACUUCCUAAUGAGUACGUUCAGAGGUAUUUGGCCAUGAGAAAUGCAGCUGUUGUUUUAAGGUGAGGAGAUACUGCUUUUCUAUUGCCGAUUAGCUCGGUGUCGAACGAGCCCUCCAUCUCGUGGCAGAAAAUGCAGUGUGAAUACUUAAAUGUAUCAUUUGUGUAUUGAUUCAAUCAUUUUGUGUAUUAAAUGGUCUUGGAAUACAUUUUAUGUUUGCCUUUGGAACUAUUAGCCUUAAAACUCUCCAAGCUGAAAACAUCCCCCUAAUGGGAUUGCAGUUGAAGGAAAUUAAAGGCUUAAAACUCGGUUCUAUACCUCGAAUCUUGAAUGAUUUCUAGGACUUCUAUGUACCAUCCAUGUCGGUAACUAAAUAAUGAUAUGUCACGUUUAUUGUA